Molecule: messenger RNA, 1703 nt
Organism: Saprolegnia parasitica CBS 223.65
Lineage: Eukaryota; Oomycota; Saprolegniomycetes; Saprolegniales; Saprolegniaceae
Exons: 15
Coding region: 15-1703 (562 amino acids)
Molecular function (GO): calcium ion binding
Source: RefSeq, a predicted model, not a curated record
UAUCAACCAAGCACAUGCCACCGCCGCCAACGUACUCGAGCGCAGAGCUCGCAUCGCUUUUCCAUUCCGUGGCCAAGCACGUGGAGGACCUCAACCGGCGCGACGCCGUUCUCGUCCGCGUCUCUGCGCCGUCGGACGCGCAGAUCGCUUCGUGGAUUGCCCACGCCGAGUCGUUCCAGCCCAGCAAGCACCCCGUUUCGGUCGCGACGCCGAGCCCAACGACAGAGGCGCCCGGCUCGCCUACGGAGCGUAGCCCUCCGCGCGGCAGUCGGCGGGCCAGGGGCAGCCAAUUCACGCUCGUCGCGGGCAAGCAGCGAGCGAUCUCCGUCGCGGAGCUGUCCAUGGUCAAGGCGGUGAUGCGGCACCGCAGCCUCGAACUCGCGCACGCCAAGCGGCGAAACGACAAAGAAGGGGACGAGAAGCAGAAGUCGGCACCGCGCCACCGCCGCAAGGCGGUUGUCGCGAGCCAUGUGAGCAUGGCCAAAGCGUCGGCCACGGCGGGCAAGCAAGCGCUCAUUUCCGAGCUCAUUCACGCCACGUCGUUUACGAUGCAGGAUAUCUUCCAGAUGAGUUGUCAAUUCAAGGAGCUCGCCAUGGCCAACGGCACGAUCACCAGCGACAACUUUAGCACCAUUAUCGGGAGCCAUUUGGGCAAACUCGUGUCGGGCGUCAACCUCGUGUCCGAGCAAGGUGUCUCGUCCAUUGGCGAAACCAUUUCGUCGUCGGCGUCACUCAUUAGCCGCCUCUACCAUGUCUUUGACAAGGACGGCAAUGGCACGAUCGAUUUUCGAGAAUUUAUCAUCGGCCUCAACAGCCUCGUCCAAGGCUCGCUCGAGCAAAAGCUCGACGCGCUCUUUGUUGUCUACGACAAGGACGGGAGCGGCACGAUCUCGGUCUCGGAGCUCGUCUUGAUUCUAAACGGCGGUCAAGAAAAGAUGAGCCAGCUCGCAGUCUACAUGGACAACUAUUUUGCGACCGUCGACACGAACGGGGACAACGUGAUCACCGAGGACGAGUUCUUGGCCGCGACCAGUGUCGAGCCGCUGGUGCUCGAUGCGCUCACCAAGUCCCUCGCCUUCAGCCGCCAAACCGGCUACCAAGUGCGACAGAGCCUGCGCUGCUUUUGCGACCGCGCUAAACUCGACUGGGCAGCGAUGCUCUCGAUGCUCGAAGACGUCAACGACUCGACGCGCAUCGAGGUCGAGGCCAAGCACCUUCGCCGCCGGCUUAGCACGGGCACCUCGGGGUACGUGGCGCCGCCUGCCCCGCUCCGCGUCGACCAGUUUGAGCACAUGCUGGCGUCGUACUUUCACGACCAGCUGCCUGAAGACGCAGCCCUCUUGCACGAGCUCUCGACAGCGUACGCGCCGACGGAGGCGCACGGGAAACUGAACGCGCGCGAGUUUCUCGGUGACGUCGCCGGGUAUCUCUGGUCACUGCUCUUGAACUCGGGGCAUGACGAGUGCUGCGCUCGGUUUUACUUUCGGUUCUACGACUACGACAGCGACGGGUGCAUCACGCGCGAAGAGUUGAGCAGCGUCGUCUGCGCGAGCUUUGGGGCCAUGGGCCAAGACUUGCUCGACACGAUGAAGCUGCUCCAGGAGAUCGAUACCAACGGCGACGGCGAGCUGAGCAAAGAAGAGUACCUCGAGGCCGCCAAACGCAUCCCGAUUCUCCUGGCCUCCAUUUACAUUUGCAUCUAA